AUGGCUUCUCUUGAUGUUGGGUCGACAUACUCAAAUUAUACAGACUUUAAUAAUGCGGUUAUCGCAUUCGAAAAUGAUAAUUUUGUACAGUUUUACCGCCGUGACGCAAGAACAAUUGAAAAAGUCAAACGACUAAAUCCAAGGCACUAUUACAAUCCUGAGUUAAAGUAUGUGAACAUACAUCUGACUUGUAUACACGGUGGCAGAAAUUUCUUAUCACAUUCUAAAGGAUUGCGUCCGAAAACGAGGUAGCUAACUUCCAUUUCUAGAUUACUUUUUUUGCUUGUAUCCAUGGUCAUGUAGCCUACAUAUCUGCUAGAUCUGCUGACAGGGGGCGCUGUUUUGCAGCCACUGUCCGUCAUAAUAAGAGUAUUUCAAUGUAAUGUUUCAAGGACAAGAUAGCAUAUUUUUUUGUAGUGGGGGCGGUAAGAGUUUUUUUUCUCUAAAAAAAGUUUUUAUGUAGAAUGUAUUUCAUUUUACAUUGUUCGAACCUAUGUUAAAGUAGGCUCAUUGUCUCUACAGUACCUGCAGGGUUGGAUGCCCAGCGUUAAUCAAAGUCAAAACUACAGAGGAUGGAGAGAGAUUAGUUGUGAAGGAAAUGGUCAAAAUACACAACCAUGAAGUCAGUGAGGUGAGUGGUCAACAAAAUGGGUUCAAUUCUAGAUGGCAAUACCAUGAUGCAUUUUAUAGUGUUACUGUUAUGAUAAACUACAGUAGGACUGUCACAUAAUAACAAUUACUGGUUGAUGGUUGUUCACACAUUUAUUUAAAUGAAUAUGUUCUUGCACAGGCUGUAUUCAAGCACUACCCCAAGAGGAGACAACUAUGUCCGGCUGAACGUGCCAAGUGUUCAGAAUUGCUGGCAAAGUACGAUGGCAACAAAAGAUUGGUGAUAGAAGAGCUCACCAAAGUAACUGGAAAGGUCAUCCUACCGAAGGACAUUCACAACAUUGCAGCAACAUUGAACUGUCCUCCAAAAUGUGAGAGAAAGAAACACGAGGUGAUCAAAGGGAUUCGAAUGGUGAUGGACACUGAUACAAAGCUAAGAGAACAGGCAAGAAAAAGGCGGCCUGGAUCUGGUUAGUAUUUCUGACAUAAUACGUGCUAUUAAGUUAAGGAGGGAGCAUUGCCAUUACGUUGCCACAACAUUGGGGACGUUACACCCUCACAUACAGCGGUGUAGUGGUGAUGUUUUUUUAUUUAUUAAUUAUUAUUAUUUUUAUUUUUAUUUUUUUUUAUAACUUUACCUAACCUCAUACAACUAUCCGGAAGUCUCGCGAGCUUACACAUGAAUUCCAGCGGUAAUCAGCGUGGUAAUAACAGGUUACAGUUGACAGUUUACCAACCUUUUGACCUAUGACAGGCCGGCAAACUCUGGUUACCACCUACAUGCGCAGGACAUUUAUCCAUGGGUUUCGUGUAACACAACCACAGAACUUUAGCCUGGUCAAUUAAAAAAACGCAAAUGCAAACCUGGCAUGAUCGGCAAUCUAGUUCCAAAAUAACAGCCUGCAGGGUUACAAAUGGGGCUUCCAUAUAGCCAAUAUCAGAUAUUCUUUACGGCAGCUAUACUCAGCCCGAUUUAUGAUUAAAUUCAUAUACUGUGUGUCUUCUCCAUGCAUUCCGAUAUAAAGGUGCAUGACAAGGUGUAGCACCCGUGCUUUAGUCUUUCAAAGAAGACACCUCAGCAACGACAGUCAGACUAUCGUCAAGCACAAUCUUCCGGGUAAAGAAAUGUUGAAAAACUUUGAUUUUGGAGUGUAAUGUCCAGAUAAUGUUACUGCUAAUAUGUCAUUGAAUGCACCUCUAAGCUUUCAAGGAUCCAAGGAGGUCGGAGAAGAAGCUGGUGCUUGACGUGGACACGGGGCUGGAUGAUGCUCAGGCCAUCAUGAUGGCUCUCGCAGCCCCCAACGUGGAGGUCCUGGGGAUCACCUGCGUAAGCGGCAACACGUCCCUGGAAAACUCCUGCAGGAAUACACUGCGCGUUCUCAAGGUCUGCCAGCGACUUGAGGUAGGCCUGGUGGAAAGAAUGCUCCCUUCUUGUUACUUAAUUAAAAUAACGAUUGAUUUGUAACAAUCAUACCAUUUUGGUGGUAAGCUUAUGCUCUAUUAUAGGCUAAUUUCAGUGUGUAUUAUAUCUGCUGUGUUGUGUUAGAUCCCAGUGUUCGGUGGAGCUGCGGAGCCUCUGAUGGGCCACCUCCUGUCUUCAGGCACCUUCCACGGGCAGGAUGGGCUGGGGGACGCCCCUGACCCAGACGCCCCGGGCUUGGAGCUGCUGCAGACAGAAGGAGCUGUGGAAGCCAUCAUCAGGCUGGUCAAUGAGAACCCUGGAGAGGUCGGUAACAAAAGGGUUAGGUUCCUAGGCUAAAACCAACCCCUAGCACCCCUAGAUCUAUGAGCAAUGUGUUUGCAUUGGGGCUUCGAAUCCAAACAAGGUCUACCGCCUUGCGGACAAGGCGUUAAGGGUAUUUUUUCCAAGCCCCAAGGGUAUUUUUCCUUCUUUGUAGUUGUCUGGAUUGACUCAGUGUUGUUUCUCUGUCUAGGUGUGCCUGGUAGCCACAGCCCCGUUGACCAACCUGGCCCUUGCAGUGAAGAUUGACCCCACCCUCCCUCAGAAACUCAAAGGCCUCUUCAUCAUGGGAGGCAACACUGACUGUAAGGGCUUUAUGUAUAUAAUGCAAUUUACAUAGGCCUAGUGACUUGUUAUCAACAUACUUUGUCAUACAGUCAAUUAACACUUUUUUUUAUUGUACUUUUUUCUUUAAAAAAACAACUGCAUUGUUGGUUAAGGGCUAGUAAGUAAGCAUUUCACUGUAAUGUCUACACCUGUUGUAUUUGGCGCAUGUGGCAAAACAUUUUUUUAUUUGAUUUGAACCUGGUAGGAUAUUUAAAGAGAAAUGGCAUGGUAGGAUGUUAUGUAUGAUAAUGACCUAAUAAUAACAUGUUUGUUUCUUGGGUAUUGUUAUGUGUUUGCAGCUAGGGGGAACACCACCGUGUGUGCAGAGUUCAACUUUGCUGCCGAUCCGGAGGCUGCUUACAUUGUCCUGAACCGCUUCUUCUGUCCAACCUACAUCGCUACCUGGGAGUUCUGCUGUGAGAACAAGCUACCAUGGGUAAGACCACAGGUUCUGGUCAUCUACCUACAGUGCCUUAUGAAAUUAUUCAGACCCCUUGACUUUUUCCACAUUAUGUUACGUUAGUGUUAUUCUAAAAUGAAUUAAAUAAAUAAAAAUCCUCACCAAUCUGCACACAAUACCCCAUAAUGACAAAGCGAAAACAGGUUUUUAGAAAUGUUAGCAAAUGUAUUAUUCUUAUUACUUAUCUACAUAAGUAUUCAGACCCUUUGCUAUGAGACUCGAAAUUGAUCUCAGCUGCAUCCUGUUUCCAUUGAUCAUCCUUGAGAUGUUUCUACAACUUGAUUGCUUUCCACCUGUAGUAAAUUCAAUUGAUUGGACAGGAUUUGGAAAGGCACACACCUGUCUAUAUAAGGUCCCACAGUUGACAGUGCAUGUCAGAGUAAAAACCAAGCCAUAAGGUCGUAGGAAUUGUCUGUAGAGCUCCGAGACAGGAUUGUGUCGAGGCACAGAUCUGGGGAAGGGUACCCAAAAAUGUCUACAGCAUUGAAGGUCCCCAAGAACACAUUCUUAAAUGGAAGAAGUUUGGAACCACCAAGACUCUUCCUAGAGCUGGCCAAACUGAGCAAUCGGGGGAGAAGGGCCUUAGUCAGGGAGGUGACCAAGAACCCGAUGGUCACUCUGACGGAGCUCUAGAGUUCCUCUGUGGAGAUGGGAGAACCUUCCAGAAGGACAACCAUCUCUGCAGCACUCCACCAAUCAGGCAUUGAUGGUAGAGUGGCCAGACGGAAGCCACUCCUCAGUAAAAGGCACAUGACAGCUCGCUUGGAGUUUGCCAAAAGGCACCUAAAGACUCUCAGACCAUGAGAAACAAGAUUAUCUGGUCUGAUUAAACCAAGAUUGAACUCUUUGGCCUGAAUGCCAAGCGUCACUUCUGGAGGAAACCUGGCACCAUCCCUACAGUGAAGCAUGGUGGUGGCAGCAUCAUGCUGUGGGGAUGUUUUUCAGCAGCAGGGACUGGGAAACUAGUCAGGAUCGAGACAAAGAUGAACAGAGCAAAGUACAGAGAGAUCCUUGAUGAAAAGCUGCUCCAGAGCGCUCAGGACCUCACACUGGGACGACAACAACCCUAAGCACACAGCCAAGACAACGCAGGAGUGGCUUCAGGACAAGUCUCUGAAUGUCCUUCAGUGGCCCAGCCAGAGCCCGGACUUGAACCCAAUCUAACAUCUCUGGAGAGACCUGAAAUGCUCCCCCAUCUAACCUGACAGAGCUUGAGAGGAUCUGCAGAGAAGAAUGGGAGAAACUCCCCAAAUACAGGUGUGCCAAGCUUGUAUUGUCAUACCCAAGAAGACUCAUGGCUAUAAUUUCUGCCAAAGGUGCUUCAACAAAGUACUGAGUAAAGGGUCUGAAUACCUAUGUAAGUGUAAUAUUUCAGGUUCUUAUUUUUAAUAGAUUAGCAAAAGUUUCUAAAAACCUGUUUUUGCUUUGUCAUUAUGGGGUAUUGUGUGUAGAUUGAUGGGGGAUGAAAAAACUAUUAUCAAUUUUAGAAUAAGGCUGUAACGUAACAAUAUGUGGAAAAGGUCAAGGUGUCUGAAUGCUUUCUGAAUACAAUGUAUACAGACUACAUAAAGGCACACACACUACCAGGCUUUAUUGUAAGCACUGGUCCAGUUCUCUCACAUCAGAGCAGAUGGAGGAAAUGAGACAAGGAGAGGAGGCCUCUUUCAAUUAUUGAGAUGCAACCACUGGCUCACUUAGACAAUUCAUUAUUAUCGAAAUAUCUCUUGCAGUCUUUUUACAAAGAUUUUACAUACAUUUUGUCAGAGCAAAUUGAUUAGUAUUUUCUCCAAACCCACUUGUCCCAUCCGUCUCUAAUCACCACCCUGCAGUCGUUCUGUGACAAGUGGCUGGCCCAGGACACAGACAAGGCCCGCUUCAUGAAGAGCGUCUUCAAACACACCAUGGACACCGUGGCCUCCUGCGCUCGCUUCCAGAGGGAGAUGACGGCCGGACCGGGCUUUGUGUCGUGCGACUCGUACGCCAUGGCAGCGGCCAUCGAUGACGGUUUCGUGUGGGUGUCUGAGCCGGUGGCGGUUACCGUGGAGCUUCAGGGGACCUACACCCGGGGCAUGAUGGUCCUGGACAAGCUGGGAGUCCUGGAGAAGGAGCACCAGGUCGUCAUCAUGAGGACGGUGGACCUGGAGAGCUUCAAGGGGCUGUUGAUGGACUCCUUGAAGUAACAAGCACUGGGUUGGGAACCCCACCUAGGCCACUGUCCCAUAUUGCUUUCAAUUGUUUUUUUAUCAUUAUUGGGGUGGGGCUACAGAAUUCCACUCCUCUUUCGUAAUUUGUUUUUUGUACAGAGAGAUCCUGAUAAGAGGGAGACAGUUUGAGGUGGUGGAUAUGUCUCCAGUGUCUGUUUUGACUUGCCAUUAUGUUCUGAAUCACCAAUCAUUUUACUUUAACAGGAAAUAUAUAUUCUACAAUGUUUCUUUUCUGAUAUUGUCUUACUAUAUUACAUGAGGUCAGCAGAAAAUGUCCAUGAGUAAUGUUACCAGGCUAUCAGUAACUUUUUUUAGAUUGCAUUUCUUUCCUGUUAAUGACAAAGGGAUAAAGUAAAACUUAUUUAUUGAAAGUGCUCGGCCAUGUACACUCAGAUACGUCCCUUAGUCCGAUUGAAAUACAAAUUCACCACUUUCCAUUACUUCUAUUUCUCUUCAAUAAACAUGAUUUUCAUUAUGUCAUAUUUAAAAAAAGAAAACAAACCGAGAUAUAAUCUUAGAAACAAUCCACGAUUUGUGUAUCUCACAACCAAAGUAUUAUUUACAUAGUAUACAAAAGUGCAACACCCCCAUCCAAUCACAUUCCAAAAUGAAAGCAUUGUCCACGAGUCCUCAGAGCCACCACUGACUCUGUCAGUCUGUCUGUGGGCUCUGGUCCUGACUCCAGGGUGUCUACUGGACGCGGUACUUGUAGAACCAGCAGAGGCCCUUGGUGAAGUUCCAUCCCAGAGAGAGAGAGAGGAUGUAGAGGAGACCUAGCAGGGCGAAGGGGUAGAGCAGAACCACUGUGUUCUGCAGGUGGGGCAGUGCUGAGGAGAGACAGAGAGGGAGAGGAACUGGAGUAAAUAUGGAGUUGGUAGAUGUAACCAUUGUUAGAGGGUCUGAUGGUUUCAUCCCCCAGUGAACUAUCCAUUUAAAGGUGAAUAAAACUUAAUGGGGGCCUCACCAUUGUAUCCCAGGAAUGUAAUGUAUAGAUAGUAGCCGAUGGCUAUCAGCCACAGACUGUUCCCUACAAAGUACCCCAGGAACCAGUCGGAGUUUAUCACUACGAUAUCUGAAACAAACAGAGCAGAGAUCAGACACUGUUACAACAUGUGACAAAUAACACCUCUUAUAACAUGUUAUAAAUGUGUAAUACGUUUGCACUCACGGUUCAUAAAGAAGAGCUGGAGGAAGUGCAGGAUGACAAGCAGGGGGUAGAAGGCAUUGAGAUGCACAUCGAAUGCGUAGCCCCACUCCACAUCAUAGUCCUUACUGGGGGGCUUCAGCAGGUACUUAUUGGUGAUGAACCUGGGGAUACAGGACAGACAGGAAAGGCCCUUUAGAAGAGCAUGGGGAAGGACUAGCGUUUCAAAACUGAUAGAAGUUAAACAUUUGCACGUCCCGAAGACAACCUCUAGCCUCUAUCUGAAGGGACCAGAUAGACACACACACAAUAUGAUGCUGUGGCUCCUUCUUAUAGGCUUCCAGCUAUUCCAUAUAUCGUACACCCAUCUAGUUCUUUCAGAUCUGUACAUCUCUACUCACCACAUGAGUGUGGAGAUGAGCAGGCCCACUCCGAUGCAGUCUAUGAACACCACCCACAGCAGCAGCUUCAGAGUCUCCACGAAGCCCAUGUCCAGCACCAACCCAAAGCCCACCGUGGACACUACACCGAGGACGAGAGACAG
Molecule: messenger RNA, 7029 nt
Organism: Coregonus sp. 'balchen'
Lineage: Eukaryota; Metazoa; Chordata; Actinopteri; Salmoniformes; Salmonidae
Source: the annotation of a GenBank genome assembly